Molecule: messenger RNA, 519 nt
Organism: Pseudocercospora fijiensis CIRAD86
Lineage: Eukaryota; Fungi; Ascomycota; Dothideomycetes; Mycosphaerellales; Mycosphaerellaceae
Exons: 2
Source: RefSeq, a predicted model, not a curated record
AGCGGUCCCUCACAUCCAGGACCAAAUGCUGCUUAUGAGACCGCUGGCAAUCCUACACAGAAGGAGCCUGUUGAGGCUUCACGAGCACAGCAAAAUGCCCAGAUGGAUGAUGACAAUGCCAUGUACGUCUGGAAGCAUUUCUCACGCCGAGGAGCCAACGAAGGCGAGGUAGGCUUUGACAAGGCUGUGCCGACAUCACUGGGUCGAGGCAUUCAUGGAGCACCUCCAGGCGAAGAGACCAAGGGCUACACGCAAGCCAGUUAUGAUAGUCAAGAGCUUGAUGCCGAACAGAUGGGUGCUCCUGGCGAGGGCAAAGUGUACGCCGCAGUGAAGAACAAGCCCGGUGCGUCUGGUAGCCAGCCUGGUUUCGAAUCAGAUCUUGAGCGUAAGAAGGCCGAGCAGGCACCAGCUCGGCAGUCGAUAAAGGAACAAAAGCAAGAGGAAGUGGAUGUUGGCGGAAUUCUAGGCCAGCGAGGCGGCCCUGCAAAUCCUGUUGGCAAGAACAACUAUCCCAAUUCA